AGUAAAAACAGGAAGUACUAGGAAUCCAUUUUAGAAAUGCAUUGGAAAACAGUUCAGACAGUCAUUUCUUCAGACAAAAUUCAUCCUGCCUGUUGAUUCCUCGGCAGAAGCAUCGCUUUUUCACUCUCUCAUUUCUCAUCACUCACCUCAUAUGUAUGGAUUCAGUACAAUGUGAAGAAAAUAAAUCUGCAUACAAAGAAUUUCGGAUUUCUUCAUGUUCAUGAAUAGAGAGAGUUUAGCUCACUGUUAAGUUGGAGUUGUUACACCCCAGUGAGAACAGUACAGUGAAAAAGCGUAAUCCAGCUGUAGUUUUCAACAUCACGAGAAGCAAGUAGAUAAGAUAAGCAAAAUGAGUAAAAUGGAAAUGACUGACAAUGCAUCCGUGCGCACAAGAAAAUCAAAGAGCUCUUUCUCAUCGGCCUCGAGUGCAGCAGUAAGGGCACGAGCAAAAGCAGAGGCGGCGAAGGCACGAGCAGCAUUUGCUGAGAAAGAAGCAGAGCUAAAGGUACAAAGGGCAGAGAAGGAAGCAGAGCUACAAUUAGGAAAAGCAAAGCUGGAAGCCGAACUAGGUGCACUUGAACUUCAAAGAGAGGCGGCUGCAGCUAUUGCCCAAGCCGAGGCAUUAGAAGCAGCCGAACUGGAUUUAGAAGGUUCAGUCAAGACUGAGGUAUCUUCUCAAGCAAAUUUACAAAAUGAAAUUGUAACACGCACUAAUGAAUAUGUGGAUGCACAAGCUGAACAUAACAUACCAGGAAAUCAAGCACCUGCCCAUGCAACAUUACCUGAGGCAACAUUGUCAGAAGGGAGUUACGUCACAUGGAAUCCUUCAACAGAACGUAAGUUAGUGGAUGGGCAAGAAGAGGUUGAAACACAUAACAGACCAUCUGAGUAUAACGCAGUGCUGACAAAGCCAUUCUUCAGCAACCAUGCUAAAUUAAGGGAUGUAACCCACAUCAGCACACCCCUUAAUGGAGGUCAUACAGGUCUGGGAAGAUAUGAUGGACAUUACACAGCACCCAUUAGAGACAAUGGACACCUGUCAAAACCCAAGGCAACAUAUCCUCACAAAUCACCACUUAAAGCAACAGCGCCAUCAUACACUCCUAUGUAUGCACCAUCCAACCCAAGAGUGACACCUGAAACGGAACACCUGGCACGAUACCUGGCUCGUCGUGAUUUAGUGAGUACAAGUCUCUACCGAUUCGAUGAUAAACCUGAGAAUUAUUUAGCAUGGCAGUCAUCAUUUAACAAUGCUACUUCAGGCUUAGGACUCACCUCCACUGAAAUGUUAGAUUUGCUGAUUAAAUGGCUUGGACCAGAGUCUGUGAAACACAUCAAAAGGAUUCGCUCUGUUCAUGUAGUGAACCCAGAUGUAGCACUUAAAAAGGCCUGGGAUCGCCUCCAAGAGUGCUACGCAGCGCCUGAAGUAAUGGAGAAAUCUCUUUUUAAGAGAUUGGAUGAAUUCCCAAGAAUAUCGACCAAAGAUUACGGCAAGCUCAGAGACUUAGGCGAUCUUCUUAUGGAAAUCCAGGGUGCCAGAGAAGAAGGGUACCUCACAGGAUUGGCCUACCUGGACACGGCCAGAGGCAUUGGGCCCAUCGUGGAAAAACUUCCUCACGGGCUACAGGAGAAAUGGCUCUCAGUUGGUUCCAAAUUUAAAGAAGAUAACAACGGCUACUUCCCCCCAUUCGAUUACUUUGCUGAUUUCAUCUGCGACGAAGCACGUCGGAGGAAUGAUCCCAGUUUCAUCCUUUUACACACCAGCAACGAUGGACUGAUGUCAGACAAGGUAGUUUCAAAUAAAUAUGGAAGAAAAAUAUCCGUUCACAAGACAGAUAUCUCUUCAGGUAAAGACCCACCUGCGAACUCACCUGAGAGAAACUGCCCCAUUCACAACAAACCACAUUCGCUAAGGAAAUGCAGAGUGUUUAGAGGGAAGACUCUUGAAGAAAGAAAGCGCAUUCUCAAGGAGAAUGGAAUCUGUUUCAAGUGCUGCAUAUCAGUUAAUCAUCUUGCAAGGGACUGUAAAGCAGCUGUAAAGUGCCUGGAGUGCGACAGCGAACGACAUCAUGCUGCUAUGCAUCCAGGUCCACCACCUCAAGUCUACAGAAGGCCUACGCCCCCACCAGAUAAUGGCGGGGAGGAAGAGGAACAUGCUAGUGACAGCACAGCCAUCUCCUCACACUGCAGCCAGGUACGUGGUCCAGGUAGUACACCAAGAUCCUGCUCGAAGAUCUGUCUCGUACGAAUAUACCCUCAAGGUCAACGUGAGAAGGCAAUCAACAUGUAUGUUAUUUUGGAUGAUCAAAGUAACCGUUUUCUGGUGCGUUCAGAUUUCUUCGAGCUUUUCAACAUCAAGGGUCAACCAUUCCCUUACGCACUGAGGACCUGUGCCGGAUUGAUUGAGACUGCAGGAAGAAAGGCAGAGGGUUUCCAGGUCGAAUCGCUCGAUAGGCAGACUAGCCUCUUGCUACCACCGCUAAUUGAGUGUAAUGACUUUAUCAUUGAUCGCUCUGAAAUACCAACACCCGAUGCAGCCCGUCAUCAUCCACACCUACGAAGUGUGGCAGGACACAUACCAGAACUUGACCCCAAGGCGGAAAUCCUCGUCUUGCUAGGCAGAGACAUUGUGAGAGUCCAUAAAGUUCGACAGCAAGUGAGUGGACCUCACAAUGCCCCCUUUGCUCAAAGGCUGGAUUUGGGAUGGGUCUUGGUAGGAGACGUGUGCCUGGGAAAUGCACACAAACCAGCCAUGAAUGCAUUCAAGACAAGUGUGCUAGAAAAUGGCCGACCCUCUAUUCUAAGACCAUGUAAAGGCUUCAUGAAGCUGACUGAAGAUGAGUCCCAUGGCAACGAGCAAAAAAAUGAACCUCACAGGGCAUCGUUGCAGAUCCUUGGACUACAUGUCUUCAGCAAAACUGAGUCCGACAAUAAACCUGCCCAGUCCAUGGAGGACACAGUCUUUCUAGAAAUCAUGGACCAAGAAAUGAAUAGAGACACAUCAAACAACUGGGUUGUUCCACUUCCCUUUAGAGUUCCUCGUCAACGCUUGUCCAACAAUCGGGAACAGGUGUUCACUCGCUUCGCCUCCCUCGAGAAAACACUGCUGAGAAAAACUGAGAUGAGACCAGUUUCUAGAAUUCAUGAAAAAAAUAUUCAACAACAGACAAGCAGAAGUGGCUCCUCCACCGGAGGAGAAUGAAGAGUGUUGGUACCUGCCUAUUUUCGGAGUCUUCCACCCUCAAAAGCCGGGAAGCAUCCGUGUGGUGUUUGACUCCAGCGCAAAGUACUUCGGCACAUCUCUAACAGUGUUCUUCUGUCAGGACCAGACCUCAAUAACUCACUCAUUGGGGUGCUGAUCCGCUUCCGCAAGGAAAAGGUAGCAGUGAUUGCUGACAUACAACAGAUGUUCCACUGCUUUCUUGUCCGCAGAGACCAUAGGGACUACCUGAGGUUUUUGUGGUACAGAGACAAUGACAUGUGUAAGGACAUUAUCGACUACAGGAUGAGGGUCCAUGUUUUCGGCAACAGUCCGUCGCCCUCCGUUGCCAUCUACGGGCUAAGAAGAGUUAUCCAUGAAGGUGCACACAAGUACGGAGAAGACACGGUUCAGUUUGUUGAACGUAAUUUUUACGUAGAUGAUGGGCUCAUUAGCGUACCAACAGAAGAUGAAGCCAUCAGUUUGCUACAGAGAACGCAGGCCUCUCUCAGUGAAUCAAACCUGAGGCUUCACAAGUUUGCCUCAAACUGUGAAGCUGUCCUUCAGGCCUUUGCACCAGAGGACAGAGCAGUUCUGAAAGACCUUGACCUAAGCGGUGAGGCUACACCAGUGCAACGCAGUUUGGGAUUACUGUGGGAGACAACGACAGACACCUUCACAUUCACAGUCUCAAAAAGCAAGAAACCCUUUACUCGCAGGGGAGUUUUGUCAACUGUGAAUAGCGUCUUUGAUCCUUUAGGCAUGGUCGCACCAGUGACUAUUGAAGGCAAAAGUCUCUUAAGGGAACUCAGUGUCAACACAUGUGACUGGGAUACUCCUCUUCCAGAACAAAAGUUGAAGCAAUGGGAAGCAUGGUGUGAGUCACUCCAUGACUUAAGUAAGCUGCAUAUCCCACGUUCAUACUCAGCAACGUCACUUUCCAAAGCUGUACACACAGAGCUAUGUGUGUUCUCCGACGCGUCCACAAAAGCUAUUGGAGUUGUGGCAUAUCUCAGGACCAUUCAAGCUGAGGGACAAGUCGAAGUAGGAUUCAUUUUAGGGAAAGCUAAGCUGGCACCACAGUCUGAACCUACCAUUCCUCGGUUGGAAUUGUGUGCUGCAGUAUUAGCCGUGGAAGUCGCCGAACUCAUCCAAGAUGAACUGGACCUGAAGCUUGAUAAAAUCAAAUUCUAUUGUGACAGCAAGGUUGUGCUUGGAUACAUUUACAAUCAGAGGAAAUGCUUCUACGUUUACGUUCACAAUCGAGUCCGUCGAAUCCGUCAAUCCACAAGACCUAAUCAAUGGUUCUACGUCAACACAGAGGACAACCCUGUUGACCACGCAUCAAGGUCAGUUCCUGCAUCCCAACUGACUAAGACUAUGUGGUUUACUGGACCAGCCCUUUUACACAAACCAAAUCCAUCUGAUACAGAUACAAGCCAGAUGUUUGAACUUGUCAACCCAGAAUCAGACACGGAAAUACGACCUGAAGUGAGUAGUUUUAUUACUCAGACUCAAAACCGAAGCCUUACCACUACGCGGUUUCAGCACUUUUCAUGUAUGCGCUCCCUCACCA
Misgurnus anguillicaudatus (oriental weatherfish) is the source of this 4775-nucleotide messenger RNA. The record is from RefSeq and is a predicted model, not a curated record. NCBI's taxonomy places the organism in Eukaryota, Metazoa, Chordata, Actinopteri, Cypriniformes, Cobitidae.